This is a messenger RNA of Serinus canaria (Common canary), 1500 nucleotides long. RefSeq names its product MAPK activated protein kinase 2 (gene MAPKAPK2). Lineage: Eukaryota; Metazoa; Chordata; Aves; Passeriformes; Fringillidae. Gene Ontology annotation, cellular component: nucleus; cytoplasm. Gene Ontology annotation, molecular function: ATP binding; calcium/calmodulin-dependent protein kinase activity; calcium-dependent protein serine/threonine kinase activity. The transcript has 10 exons. Bases 16 to 1188 code for a protein of 390 amino acids. Gene Ontology annotation, biological process: inflammatory response; response to cytokine; cellular response to vascular endothelial growth factor stimulus. The record is from RefSeq and is a predicted model, not a curated record.
CGCCCGGUGCCCGCCAUGCUCUCCGGGGCGCCGCCGCCGCCCGCCGGCUUCCCCAGCCCGCCGCCGCCGCAGCCGCCGCCGCCGCCGCCGCCCGCCGCUCCCCCGCACGGGCCGCCGCCGUUCCCGGGGAAGGGCGGCCUGCAGAUCCGGAAGAAUGCCAUCACGGACGACUACAAGGUCACCACGCAAGUGCUGGGGCUCGGCAUCAACGGGAAAGUUUUGGAGAUCUUCAGUAAGAAGAGCGGCGAGAAGUUCGCGCUCAAGAUGCUGCAGGACUGCCCCAAGGCCCGCAGGGAGGUGGAGCUGCACUGGCGAGCGUCGCAGUGCGCUCACAUCGUGCGCAUCAUGGACGUCUACGAGAACCUCUACCAGGGGAGGAAGUGUCUGCUCAUCGUCAUGGAGUGCUUGGAUGGUGGGGAGCUCUUCAGCCGCAUCCAGGACAGGGGAGACCAGGCCUUCACAGAACGGGAGGCUUCGGAGAUCAUGAAGAGCAUUGGGGAAGCCAUCCAGUACCUGCACUCGAUCAACAUCGCGCACCGGGACGUGAAGCCAGAGAACCUCCUGUACACCUCCAAGAGGCCCAACGCCGUGCUGAAACUCACCGACUUCGGCUUCGCCAAGGAAACCACCACGCACAACUCGCUGGCCACACCCUGCUACACGCCCUACUACGUGGCCCCAGAAGUGCUGGGCCCAGAGAAGUACGACAAGUCCUGUGACAUGUGGUCCCUGGGUGUCAUCAUGUAUAUUCUGCUGUGCGGGUACCCCCCCUUCUACUCCAACCACGGGCUGGCCAUCUCUCCUGGCAUGAAGAAGAGGAUCCGAAUGGGCCAGUACGAGUUCCCCAACCCCGAGUGGUCCGAGGUGUCAGAGGAAGUGAAGCAGCUGAUCCGAAACCUGCUGAAGACAGACCCGACCCAGCGCAUGACAAUAACAGAGUUCAUGAACCACCCCUGGAUCAUGCAAUCCAUGCAGGUGCCCCAGACCCCGCUGCACACCAGCCGUGUGCUGAAGGAGGAGAAGGACCUGUGGGAGGAUGUGAAGGAGGAGAUGACCAGUGCCCUGGCCACCAUGAGAGUGGACUACGAACAAAUCAAGAUCAAGAAAAUCGAGGAUUCCUCCAACCCUCUGCUGAUGAAGAGGAGGAAGAAAGCCAACCCCCCCGAGCCCACCACGCUGCCCCACUGAGGGCCCUGCCCACCAGCCCUCCAGAAAGCAAUAACUAUAUAUAUAUAUAUAUAUAUAUUUUUUAAGGAAAAAAAAAGACAAAAAGAAACAGACUGUUCUAUCGAGCGCAUGGAAUUCAGACAUUUAUACCAGACUAGUUAUUUUUAGCUACUCACCUGUGUUUCUGACCUUUCUGGAGCAGGUGGUGAGAUCCCCCCUCAGAUCCACACCUGCAGCCAGGGAUUUUUUUUGUCCUGUAGGUGAACGCCGCCAAUAAUUGGAUUUUUAUUUUUCUUUUGUGAAACAGUUUUGAUUUAUAUAUAUAUAUAUUUU